CGAAAAAAGCGAAACUAAAGGAAAAGCGGAGAAAAGUCGCUGGUUGCGAGGAAAACAACCUCGCGAGCGAGCCCCGAUGCGUGGGCCAGCCAGAGCCAGAGGGGAGGGAAAGGAAAGGAAAGGGAAACGUAAGGCGAGUGAGUCCCCGUUCCUCGCAAAUGAAAGUUGACUUAGCUUGACGUGAGCGGCUAUAAAACCCGCAACUCUGACAAUUGCUUGGCAGUCGACGCGAGACGCUUCUUCACGAUGUCUUACACGGUGGUUUUCUUCGAUCUUGAAACAACUGGACUGGACACUAGAAACUGCGACAUCAUCCAGAUCGCAGCCGUCUGCGGCAUGGCAGACUUCAACGCCUACACCGUCCCCCGCUGUGAAAUUACCACAGAAGCCAAGAGAGUCACGGGCUUCUCUGUGGCGAACGGCGUUCUGUUCCGCCAUGGGGUGGCCAUGCCCACCAUGCCGCUCCGUCAGGCUCUCAGCUCUUUCAUCGACUUCCUCUCCUCUUUACCGGAGCCCGUGUACCUGGCCGCUCACAACGCCAACCGCUUUGAUGUCCCCGUCCUUGACAGGGUGCUGAGGGAGUUCUCCCUCCUGCAGCGCUUUCAGAGGGUCGUGUCCAACUACCUGGACACCUUUCUGCUCAGCAAGAGGAUGUUCACCAAUUUCUACAGCUACUCCUUGAAGUACAUGGUGGAGUACUUCCUGGGGAAGACCUACGAUGCCCACAACGCUCUGGAGGAUGCCAGGAUGCUGCAGGAGCUCUUUCAGAAAUGGAAACCGGGCAGGAACGCCGUGGGCAAGUGCUUGAUCUAGCGCACGUGUCAAACCAAAAGGCCCAGAGGCCAGAUGGGGCCCGCCACGUCAUUUUGGGGGGGCGCUCCCGAAGGCAAAUCGUGUUCCAUAUUUUGCCCAGUGCAGUUGUUCUUUUCAAUUUUGCGGAAAAUCUAUAACAACCUUUGCAUUUUUCCACACUUUUUACAUCUAGAAUGAGCACCCCGCCCCCUCUCCAAAUCCAUUCUUAACAUCAAUUGAACUAUAACGCAGUACUCAUUUUGCUUGCCGCUAUUUAUCAUGACUUGUAAUUUCAGAGUCUCUUGAUGGAGAAAAUGUACUCCAUGACCCGAGUCAAAGCAGUGACUGAUUUAAAAGUAUUUGUAAUCACAUUGAAUGUGUAUGUGUCAACGUGUGAUGAGGGGAUGAUCCAUUGAAAUGAUUUUCGGAGUCAGAACGGCCCACUAUAGGGAAACAAUAAGUACAACGUUGCCUGCCAUGAAAAUGAGUUUGAGCCUUUGGAAUGAUUGCGUCAUGGCCCAGUGGUUUAUUUCCAGGCUUCUGCUGACCAAAUAAAGCACAAGUGUCAAACUCAAGGCCUGUGGACCAAAUUCUACCCUCCGUGUCAUUUGAUACGGCCCGCAAAAGCUUAUAACGUUUUGUUUUGUUUUGUUUUGUUUUGUUUUUUUUUGUCCAAAGAUAAUGAUAAUCAAAUGCUGGGGCAAUCAUGUACCGUCAGUGUUCCAACAUGAAACAUAAUUCCAUUUGGGACAAGAAUGAUAAUUGCGCGACAGUGCGGCUCUGGCUAACAUCCUUUCACGGCUAGCGAUGUCGUGUUUGCAAUCCGGCGCGCGUGCAGCACUUGUAUCAAAAGAAAAGACUCACGCUGUUGAAAAAAAA
This is a messenger RNA of Hippocampus comes (tiger tail seahorse), 1671 nucleotides long. Its product is annotated as DNA polymerase III subunit epsilon-like. Lineage: Eukaryota; Metazoa; Chordata; Actinopteri; Syngnathiformes; Syngnathidae. Bases 247 to 813 code for a protein of 188 amino acids. The transcript has 3 exons. Gene Ontology annotation, molecular function: nucleic acid binding; 3'-5'-DNA exonuclease activity. The record is from RefSeq and is a predicted model, not a curated record. Gene Ontology annotation, biological process: DNA catabolic process. Gene Ontology annotation, cellular component: cytoplasm.